Molecule: messenger RNA, 873 nt
Organism: Solanum pennellii
Lineage: Eukaryota; Viridiplantae; Streptophyta; Magnoliopsida; Solanales; Solanaceae
Exons: 2
Coding region: 1-873 (290 amino acids)
Source: RefSeq, a predicted model, not a curated record
AUGGGACAUGAAAGAUCGAAACAUCUGCAUAAUUUCGACUUACCUUGUGGUUUAAAGUGGGGUAGUCGGAAGUUUUUGAGGUGUGCGAAGGUGGAUUCCAACGGAGAAAUUCCUCAUUUCCAUCGGAGAUCAAAUGGGUCUGACGCAAUCGGACGGCGGAUGAGAGAAAUCGACGUUAUGGUUAACAAUCGGAGAUCUAAUGAGGUUAGGGAUGAGUUGUUGGAGGAAACGGAGGUGGGUUUCACUCGGAAAUUCAGGUUGGCGGGUUACAACAGUGUUGCCGGAGGCUGCGGUGGAGGAGAUGAAAUCGCGGCUGUACGGAAGAAGUUGAUGUUUGAUCUUCAAGCAGAGGCUGAUAAGAUGAAAUACGCGAUUUUUGGAGAUGGGUUGGAGGAGGAAGUGUCUGUAACUCCGGCGACGGCACCGAUGGAGGUUACGACGGGUAUAGAUGCCUCUAUGCCGUGGAACUUACGUACUCAAAGAGCGGCAUGUAAGGCGCCAAUGAACGGAAUCGUCGGCGGCGGUGGAGGUGGCGGCAGAUCAAAUGAAGCUUUGAAGGUUGAUGUUAUCAGUAACAAUCGUUUGUCGUCGUUAUCACCGUUAAGGACUGAGAACAAAUCUGUAAGACUUCGAAGUGAGUUUUCCGGCGCCGGAGAUUCAUACACCGACGAGAAGAGAAAGAAAACAAAUUUCUCCGUUUCGCUUGGUCGGAGAGAGAUCGAAGAGGAUUUUAUGGCAAUGAUUGGACAUAGACCUCCUCGUCGACCCAAAAAACGAGCUAAAAUAGUUCAAAAAAAUUUAGACACUAUAUUUCCCGGGCUAUGGUUGACGGAGAUCACACAGGACUUAUACAAAGUCCCCGAUGAUCAGUAG